Strongylus vulgaris is the source of this 753-nucleotide messenger RNA. NCBI's taxonomy places the organism in Eukaryota, Metazoa, Nematoda, Chromadorea, Rhabditida, Strongylidae. The record is from the annotation of a GenBank genome assembly.
UUGAGGCUCGAACCUCAUUUUCAGAUACGCAAAGUUUUGAUCCAUCAUCUGAUCAAAUCGACACACAUACGUUCAUUCAGCUUUAAAGGCCGAGUGCGACUUCUUCGCUUGCUGGAAAAUGAUGACAACUCAGUCAUUAGACUCAUGUUAUCGAAAUUAGUUGUCCCAAAAUGGCUUGAGAAUUGUCAUGAAGGAAUAGAUACGUUGGAAGACAAGUCUAUAGCUAGGAAAUUUUUUGGGAAUCGAGCUGUUGCAUUUCCUUUCAAAUUGCUGCAGUACAUUGAUCCAUUAGCAGAAGAGGAUAUAAGCCUCAAAGUGAUGUCUUUCGCCUUAACAUACCAUAUGAGCUAUGUUUCACAAAAGAAAGAAGCUGGCGAAGAGUAUCUGGAAUACCUUAUGGAAAUACCUGCAAACCGUCGAGAAGCACUCGCAGUACUUCAUGCUCAUUCUCUUCCUGGGGAGCUAAAGAGACAUAAAGGAAAAGAUAUCUAUCUUCGUCUUUUUUUCCAUCGAUGUGUCACUGCGCAUUUGUGUUCCCUUUAUGCCAAACCGGAACAGUACACCGUCCUCGAUAAGAUUCUGCAUAAGCUUCUACCCCCUAUUCAGGAUUUAGCGGAGGAAGCUUGGCGCAAAGUGCUGUACCAGAUAGCUGCAGAUCCUAAUAUCUAUCCAAGUCCAGCUCUUGUAGAGUUCGCUGUGCGAGAAGUGUUAGAGCAACUGGAUCAGCCGACUGGGCGCUAUGAAGUAAGAUAA